AUGGUCGCCCUGUUUGGGCUUGACUGGGUGCUAGUCCUUCUAGUGCUAUUGUCCUUGAUGUUUUACUUCAAUAGACUUGUGGGGUCUUUGAUGACUGUCAUAUGUAAAAUACUAUUAUGGAAGCAAUACAAAGUAUCGGUGCAUUUUCAGUCAUUCAAAAUAUCAUUGCUAGCUGGAAGAAUCUUCUUCAAGAAUUUUUCAAUUGUGACGAAGGAUUGUACAAUUUGCAUAUUAGAAGGAAAUAUCACCUGGAGAUAUUGGUUCUUCAAUGUUAAGCAGUCAGAAUUCGGUUUAGCGAACCAAGAGUUAGAUGAUGGAGGUGAAUCAAAUAGCCCAAUUAGGAAUGAAGGACUCAGCUCAAGGUUUAGAGUCGAAAUGGAUGGUUUGGAAGUGUUUGUUUAUAACCGGACUUAUGCUUUCAUGAGUGUGUUAGAAGAACUUCAGAAAUCAUCCAAUGCCAAUGUUAAAAAUAUUACUCCUAUUAGCUCUAACUUUGAAAGAAGAAAUCAUGAUAAUGUUAUAGUAAAUCAUAGAAGGUUUACUAGCGGCUCUUUGGAUGGUUCGGAUAGGAGUAAAGAUUCCCUUUGCGAAAACACUUCUAGUAAUCACUCGCAGGAUGAGAUUGAUCUGACCGGUUCGCUGGUAUUUGAUAUUAUCAAGUGCUUGCCGAUCGAUCUAAAAAUUCAUAAAUGCGGUAUCGUCAUUGGUAAUGAAAACACGACAUCUGUUGUGGUUUGUUCUUUUAUUAAUGGAAGGGGGAGCUUUGAUAUUGGUUGUGCGGCCAAUCCUUCGGUGGAUUUCUAUAGACACAAUAUCAAACUUCUGAGCGAGAAAUUUCAAAUAACAUUGAAGCCAAAUAUCAGCUAUAAGGAACCAAUCAGCUCUUCGUUCUUAAAUAGUAGCGAUUUCAGUAUCCACAAAGAAUACACACGGAAGAGAAGACAGAGGAGAUUCAGAAAGUAUAAGAAUUUGUGGACGUCGUUUUUAAAAAUAAUGCAAAUUAAGAAACACAAAAAACAAGAUACACACGACAAAUCAAUAGAAGACAAAAAUGAAUGGAAAGGAUUACCUCAAUUUCUUGAAAAUGAAGAUGAUAACCUCUUGAAUGAUUACUCCGAUUUGCAAGAUGAAUUGUCGCAAGAGUACGCAAUUUAUAGAACAGUAGUAGAUGCCGAGAAAUGCGAAAUACUUUAUUACUAUGAUAUUCCUGGUAAAGUUCCUCAUGAUGGUCAAAUCAAUAAUGAAAAAUUAGGAAAGCUGGCCGAUGGAUCCCCAAAAACAGGUGUUGAAAUUGAAUUAUAUGAAUCAACCAUAUACUAUGGACCUUGGGCAGAUAGGCAAAGAAUUUCUAUUUACAAGGCUUUCUUCCCUCAAUCCAAUAACUUCGAAGACAGUCAACCUACUAAAAAAUUAGAUGCUGGAGAAACCAGAGAAUAUAGCUUUUUUGAUUUUUGUGUGAGAUUUGUGGAUGACAAGUCCAUUAUCAGAGUUCCGAUGAGAGAAUAUAGCAAAGAUAUUGCAAAUUCACUAAAUAGAUCUAAAAAAAUGGCGGACACUGCGAAGAUGGAGAAAGGGAGUGAGCCUGAUAGUUUUGUCAACAAGGAAUCUAAGGAAAAUGAAGAAACAGGGAAAAAACCGUUUGCAUGGUUAGAAUUAAAGCUUUUUGAAGGAAGUUUUAUUAAUUCCGUGACUGAUUAUGAAAGAACUCUGAACGGAAGUGAUGUUAAGCUUAACGUCUUAUUAAAGGAACCUGAAUUAAGGUCUUCCAUUAAUCAUAAUAUUUUCUACAGGGCUAAGGAGCACCGUCUUGAUAUAUCGAUAAAUUAUCCUUUAAUUUGGAAGCAAAUAAUAAAAUGGAAUAUUUCAAAUAAAACAUCCAGCUGUGAAUUUUUCAUUUUGAGAGAACACGUUUCCCUCAUUUCUGACAUGAUCAAUGAUUUUGCUACCGUGGAAGAAAGCUUGUUGAACGAUCCCUGUGAAACGGUGAAUUCCUAUAAUUUGUUCAGGCCAUAUGAAUAUAAUGUGAACUGGAAGAUCGAAAAUGGUGUCAAGUUAUAUUUGAACAUCAAUAAUCAAAAUAUUAUUAACAAUCCAGUGGAUUUUGAUGAUAACACCUACCUAUCUUUCCAAGCGCCAUCUUUAAAUAUUGAUUUGCUGAUACCAAUGCAUGUUAUUUUCCAAAAAUCAAAUUCAAUUAAUUUUGACAUUUCAUCUGAAAAUCUUUCUUUAGUCGUUGAUACUCCUGCUUGGAGCACCUUAAAUACCUUCCUUAAAAACAAGGAGUUGGCAAAUGGUACUGACUUCAAAAUACGCGGCUCAUAUACUUACUAUAGUAGUAUUGAAUUAAACUUGGUGGACAGUAUAAUAGUCAACUGCUUUUUAUCAAAUACGACAUUCCAUGCGUAUGGGUUUUUAAUAAAAUUCAUCAUGGACAUUAAAGAAAACUACUUUGGGGAAAAUAUCCACUUUCAAACCUUGGAAGAAUAUACUGAUAAAAAGCAUGAAAAUGAAAAUAUAGAGCAUGAUUCUGAUCUGGCGUUCUCUAGUAAUAAUGGAGAGAAAUCAGUGAAGCCUGCAUUUGAAUCCGAGCCAGAGUUCAGGUCAAGAUCACGGAACAAGACAAAAGAGCCUAAACAAUUUCGUCGGAUAGAAAACGAAAUCGAUGUUUUAUUUUCCUUCUGUGUUGAUAAUGGCUGUUUAAUUUUACCUUGUAAUUUAUACGAUAGUGAUUCUUUCAUCGCUGCGAGACUUCCGAACUUUGAUAUUGACAUUAGAUUCACGAAUUACUAUAUGGAUUUACAAUGUGAUAUAUCUCCUUUGAAAGUUACUCAUGUUGUGAAUGAUCCCGAUGCUGUUAAUAGAGUGGUUCAUGAUACAGAUUUGAAUAUUAAUCCUGACAUGUUCAUCAAUGGAUUAUCAAUUCAUGGUCAUAGGAUUUUUGGCUUACCUCCAUUGGAGCCGACAUAUAUUUGUGUAUGGGAUAUUAGCGCAGGCGCUAUUUCAUUGAAUACUAAUGGCUUAUUUAUUCAAUCAUUUUUGGGAUCUAUUCAGAAUCUUGGUUACACAUUCAGAGACUUUGAAAAUUCGUUGAUUGUGGAAAUUCCGGAGUUGAAUGAUGUCACAAUUUUUACUUUCAAAUGCCCAUCGGUAUCUGCGAGCCUUUUAGAUAGAGAGCUGAAAGUUUGUUUGAAUUUAUCUUUGGAGCCAAUAAAUUUGAGACUCAAUGAUUUAGCAAAUGGCAGAUACAGUUCGCGAAUGGAUUUGAAAAUUAAGAAUAUUAUUUUAAAAAUGACUGAGCAGGAAUCAUCCAAGAUUUUAUUAUACUUGACUACGUCAUUGUAUCUUUCCAAUUUUUGCAGAAAGAAAGAAUUCACCGAACAUAGACGAUUACAACAGGAACAUCUAAAGACCAAUGAUGGCCCAUUUCAUAGAUCACCUUUCUUCCUCAGAGAGGAAAACAGAGAUGAAUACUACAACAAAAAUUAUGGGAAAAUUCUCGCAUCUUUGUCUUUGCCAGAUAUUGCUGCGCCUAUAACAAAUCAAACUGUUGAUUUCAUCUUUGAGGAUUCUCCUAUUGGUGAUCGCCAGUUGAACUCGUCUAAUAUCUUUGAUAGCUCAGAGGAUGUUUUAGAUACAUCUUCUGUUACUAGCACUGACGAAGAUUUUGGAGAAGCUGAAGCUGACUCAAGCUUGCUCGAAUUCCUACCAAAUAAAAAAUUAUCUGGAAAAAAAUUAAAUAGCAAACAACACAAAAAAAUUUUAGGGGAAAACUAUUUCAUCGAUACAACUAAUAUUGCAGAUGUGACUCCCCAGCUUGAUAUGAGUGAUGAAAGAUAUGAAUAUGAUAAUUUCAUUUUCAAUUUGUCAAGCAUUGAUGGCUUUCUUUCGCCAUCGUCAGUUCUUGGUCUUGUUAAAAUUGCAGAUGGUUUCAUUGACUCCUCUGCUGAUAUAAUUUUGGAUAAAUUGCAACUCUUUGUCCUCACCAAACUAUUGCUAAUGGAAGAAAGUACAUUCGCGGCUAAAAACAUUAGAUUUAUAACCCCUUCUGUCAAUGUUUAUUAUGGUGACUUUUCAAAGGAUGCAACAAUUGACGGCUUUGAGAAUGUUAUAAAUUCUGAAAAGAAUGAUAAAGGUUGUUUUCUGGAUCUCUCUAAAGUAUUUGAUAUGAAUUACAUCUAUUUAUCUGUCAAAACACCAUCAAUUGUUGCCAGUUUUAAAGAAAGUAUGACCAAUAAAGAAACUGCUUCUGAGUCUCUAAUUGCUAUGCACUUACCUGCUGUUUCCAUAAAAGUAGUUAACUUGGAUGCGCCUAACUCAGAGGAUCUGGCAGCUACUCUACGUUUUGAAGAUUUUGAAAUUUGGCUUGACCAAAGCCUUUCUGUGGUUUCAUCGUUUGAUUUGGAAGCCUUGGAAGUAUCAUUGGAUUCUGAGCAGAUAAAAUGGUUGGCAAAGAUAAUUAAAUAUAAUAGUGAUUGUUUAAUGCCGGCGAUUGAUCAAUUACAGGCUUUGGGGACAAGGUUUGAAUAUUCAAUAAUUGAAUUGAUUUACAAAUUGUCUAUUGCCAGUGAAAAAUAUAACAUUCAUCAUGACUCGUCCGUUCUCACUAAACCUACCUACAUUACAAGAAACUCUGAGGCGAAACAUGUCAGAUCAUUUGAUAGUUGGAGAAUCCUUGUGAGAUUGCGUCAUAUUUUGAAAAGUUUACCUGCUGAAUGGGAUGAAAAAACUUUCGUUGAUUCUGAAAAUUGGAAAGAUCAUGAUAACGCGUUCAAUCAUGUCCUUGAAGUUUUCUCAAAGUGGAGAAGCUGGGAAUUUUCUGAUAUCAGACGAAGUUUUGUAUUCAAAAGUGCUUUUAAAAAUCUCUUCAAAGAUGAAGAGAAGCAACCACUGAAAAGUAAAGGGCUUUAUGUUAAUAUUUCCAACUUGGUGGUUAGAUUGGAAUCUAAAUUAGAGCAAGACAUAAUACGUUUAAUUGGAUUGGAGGCUGAAACCUUCAGUCAAUACGGCAGGGACUUGAAAGUCGCCUUAGAGUUGCGGUCCAUUGAAUCAAAGAUUUCAACGAUCUCUUUGUGCUUAAUUGAUGCUAUUAUUAUUUUGGGCACAAUGCUACCAUCGAAGUCAAUGACAGAUGAAAAUCAGGAACUUUCUACCAAGACAAAAGAUGGUGGGGAUAUUCAUGUAUCCGCUUCUUUAGGAAAAUUCAAAAAUACGAUUGUCAUUGACAGAAUUCAUCACGAAUUUGAGGUUUUAGGAGUAUUGAGCUCGAAUGUUUCUUUGUCUGAGUCAUUGGAUCAAAAUGCAUUGAAUAAUAUCUUGCAUUUAGAUUCUUGUAGCUCCAAAAUAUGUCUUGAUAAAGAGAUCUUCGCCCAAAACUCUGUGAAUGGUAUCGAUGUCAAUAUCUCCAAUACAGGAUCCUUUAUCAACAACUUGACAGUUUUGGAGUCCAAUAUCGAUUCUGUAUACUGUGACAUUUCUAGGGGCUCUUAUGAUUAUCUUAAACUUUUGGCAGUUAUAAAUAACUAUGAAAUAAACCAGUUGGCCCACAUUAAACAACUGCUUCAAAGACUAUCUUCAGGUACGACGACGAAUGAUAAAGAAUCUACGACCACUAAAGAGCAGGGAUCUUUGCUUGGUAUUUUGGACAAUAUCAAAAUUAGCUCUAAUUUUGCUGUCGAAAAUUUUUAUUGGAAUAUUGAUGUUUUGUCACCGGUGCUUGUCUCAGGAAAGAUUGGACGAUCAGAAUUCAGUACAGUACUUGCGAAAAGGAUGGUUUAUUGUGAAUAUAAUUUUGAUGGAUUGGAAUGCAAUUUUAUUCAUAAUACCUACGGUAAAAAGUUUUUGGCGAGAUAUCAACAAUCGUACAGCUCGAUGGUAAUAAAGGGAAAUCUCAAUGAGGACAGACCAUUAAUCCAGUUAGACUGGAAUUCCAAAAUUAAUGAAUUCUCCAUUCCAUCGGCGUUGAGGUCUCUUAAUGAUAUUUUGAAUGCCAAAGUGCAAUUGAAUGGUAUUGUGGAUGAGUAUGUUCUGUAUGGUAAAAUGAUACAAGAAAAACUCGAAGUGAUGUUGAAAACAGAGCCAACUAGUGAAGAGUCUCAUAAAAACAGUGACCCUGGAUUAAACGAAUUUUUGGAAAAGGUGAUGUUCAAGACGUGUAUCGUGAAUAACAUCAUCAAAUUCAGCGUCGGGGUUGAUGAAACAAAGGCCGAGUUGAAAUUCAUGGACACAACUUUCUUGGGGGGAAAUUUUGAUAUUGACAGCUCGGAAUCUCUUGUGAAAACUGCUCUAUAUGGUGAUUUGAUUUUACCUACAACCUCAUUGUCUCUAUUUGAUCCGAUUGUUCCGCAAUACUUAACCCAGCUUAUUGAAUUCAACCUCGAGAUCAAAUUAAGCAGCUCCAAGGGCCAAGAGGAUUCAAGAAGAAUGGUUGAAAUGACAUCCGAUUUCUUUAGAAUUUUCUUGAAUCCUUAUUCGUUAGUGAAAAUAAUGGAAAUUAUUGUCAGAGCCCAGAUAAUCAACGAGGCUUUUAUUGAGAAUGAAGCUGAAAUUGGGCAAGUAGUUACGCCAGUGGUUACACCAGGGUCGAACACAAGCCCGGAGCUCUUCUUCAAAAAUUUGUCGAUUCACAUUCUAUCUUACAAUUUUUGCUUUGGUUGGCUAUUUGGAGGUGAAGAAUCGCAAGCGGUUGGAAAAGGGGUCAUUGUUGGUUGCGAACGGGUGUAUAUCAUUACUGAAGAGACGCUAGGUAAACUUACAAUUGUUGAUGGGUACUGUUCAAGUUUAGGCAAUGAUACAUCUGUGAACUUCAAUGCCAAGAAUGAUUCGACUCAAAGAGCCUUAUUACCCAACGUUCAAUUAAUCUUUUCAAUUUCAAAAUCAUCAAAAGGUACGAAAAGCCUCAAUGUUAAAGUAACUGGUGAAGUCCUAGAUGUGAGAUUGAUUUCCCAAUAUUUUUACACUAGCGACAACUUGAUAAAAUCGCUUGCCAUCUUCCAGAAUUUGAAAGCCGAAUUGGUGCCAACUAUCAAUUAUCAGAAAAAGCCGGUUACCGAAUUGGGGGAUUCUAAUUAUAUAGAUUCUUUGGGGACAUUUUUUGCCUCUGUUAAUUGUGUGAUUAAUUUUGCCGGGGCCAAUAUUAGAAUUGAUAGGUCUCAAACAAGUGAAUCCUCUUUGGAAUUGCACUCUCCUGCAGUGGAAAUUAGUAUUGGUUAUAAGAAAGUAAUUGGGGCGUUGAAGCAUUUGGUAAGAUGUGAUGUCACAACAUUUGCAUCAGACAACACUUUGGAAUCAUCUUGUGUGCCAGUUUUGAUGGAUAUUUGGUACGGAAUUAAUUCAAUGAUGAAACAUGAUUCUUUGAUGAGGACCAAGGAAUUAAUGACUAAGGAGAAUUGCAUAGAAGAUGAGGAAAAUGCGGCUUUGUCUUCUCAUCCGAUUGAUUAUGUUGCGUUGAUACAUAAUAUUGACUUUAGUGGCUUAUUAAAUAUCCAGCCACAGAGUCUUACUUUAAGUUGUGCACCAAAUGCAAAGAUCAACGCGGUAAUUUCUACCGGCGGUAUCAAACUUCAACUCAAUACUGUUGAAGAAGGAGAAAAAUUGGGAGCUGGGUCAUUGCUAUUUAGUGAGAUGACGGCAAAACUUCAACACGCCUACUCUCGAGAAGUCAGUGGCUCUUUUUCGAUUGGACAAAUUAUGAUAAAUGCAAUUCUACAUCAAGAGAAUCAAUUGUUGAAAAUCAUCACUUCUGGAGAGAUUUCAAAAAUCAUUUCGUACGUCAAAGUUAGUCAAUUACAAGAUCUAAAUAUCUUUAUGGACACUUGGAUGCCUAAAGACUUGAUGGAGCAAUACGAAAACCCAUUCUCUAAGGUGAGCAGUUACGAAGCUCCUGAAAUCUCUGAAACCAAUGAAUCGAAGAGCAAAACGUUUGCCGAAAGAUUUCAACAAGUAUCCACCACCAAUGCGUUCCCAUGGAACGUUAAUUUUGUAAUAUCUGAUGUCAGUUUGAAAAUUGAUCUUGGUCAAAGUUUGGGAGUGGCGAGUCUUCUUUUGGAUAAAUUCUGGUUAGUUCAAAGAAAGAGUUCUCAUUGGGAACAGAAUUUAACUAUUGGAAUGGAUAGUUUGGUUUUGAAAUGUGAAGGGAGAUUGACGGCGGAAAUUGCGAUCAGGAACCUGAGAUUAAACUCGGUGAUCAUGUGGGCUACCGAAAACGAGGUCUAUGAAAUUCCGUUAGUGUUCUUGUCAGGCGGGGUUGAGGCGUUUGAAAUAAUUAUUGGGUUUGAUUAUCACACCAUCUUCGUUGCUAAUGUCGAGCAUUUUUAUUUAAGUCUCUUUAACCAACGAGAUCAGGAUGAGGCUAACCUUGAUAAGUUAUUUGGUACUGCAUCGUUGAAACAGGUCAAUAUUUAUACCACAUGUUUGGCGUCUUCUACAUUUGUGGAUAUUGUGAAUGCCUUCAUGAGAAUUAGGGCCAAUACCGAAUCAUCAUACAAUGAGGUUUUAUUGGAUGCGGGUGCCAACGCUCUAAAGAAAGAAAAUCUGAAGCCUACCAAACAAAAAGACUAUAGUAUUUUAGAAAAAUUCACCAAUUUAAAGACAGGGGUAGGUGUUACGAUUGAAGGAUUCCUAUUACAAAUCUAUCCAACUUCAUUGAUGGACACUGAUGUGUUGGUGGUUAAUUCUGGGAGAGUAGGGGCAAAGUAUAGUAGAAGAUUAGAAAAAGAAAAGUUAUCUUCUGAUCUAAGUCUCCAAUGGAACAAUUUGGAUGUUGCUUUAUCUAAACUUCGUACUGCUUUCCAACAUAAGCAGGUUGAUUUUGGAAAUUUUGCUCUUUACAUUGAACAUUCACUUGGAGCUAAAGGUGGGACGAUUUUCACUUUGCCGAUGAUUCUGAUUGCCAUGGAAACAUCGCAGUUGAAUAAUGAUAAACACGUGAAUUAUACCUUCAAUAGUUCGUUUGGCGGUAACGUUGAUAUCAGAUGGAAUUUGGGGUCGAUUAAUUUCAUUAGGGCGAUGCAUGAGUCUCAUGAAAAGGCGUUAUCUUCACGAUUAGCCAAAAAUAAAAUGCUCAGUAAAUCUAGUAGUUUGGCAGAGGAGAAACUCGAGGCGUUGAAGAUUAAAGAAAGAGUGGAACAUGCAGAGCAUGAUAGUGAAUAUGAGUAUGUGGCAAUUGAACCUCCAGUGAUUGAGCCGCCGCACUUGAAAGAAUUGGGGGAUAUCACUCCUCCUUUAGAGUGGUUCGGGCUUCACAGAAAGAACUUCCCGGCUUUAACCCAUCAUUUCUUCAUUUUACCAUUAGAGCAGUUUGUCAUUAAUGUUGAAAAACAAUAUAAUUCUGUGUUGGGUAAAGCUUGA
This is a messenger RNA of Saccharomycopsis crataegensis, 9345 nucleotides long. RefSeq names its product Csf1p (gene CSF1). The record is from RefSeq and is a predicted model, not a curated record. The transcript has a single exon. The coding region runs from base 1 to 9345 and encodes 3114 amino acids. Gene Ontology annotation, biological process: fermentation. NCBI's taxonomy places the organism in Eukaryota, Fungi, Ascomycota, Saccharomycetes, Ascoideales, Saccharomycopsidaceae. Gene Ontology annotation, cellular component: membrane.